Bathycoccus prasinos is the source of this 12615-nucleotide messenger RNA. RefSeq names its product DNA-dependent protein kinase catalytic subunit. Gene Ontology annotation, molecular function: protein binding; DNA-dependent protein kinase activity. Gene Ontology annotation, biological process: telomere maintenance; double-strand break repair via nonhomologous end joining. Lineage: Eukaryota; Viridiplantae; Chlorophyta; Mamiellophyceae; Mamiellales; Bathycoccaceae. Bases 1 to 12615 code for a protein of 4204 amino acids. The record is from RefSeq and is a predicted model, not a curated record. Gene Ontology annotation, cellular component: nucleus. The transcript has a single exon.
AUGCGCGAUCUGUGCAUGCAGCAGUUCCGCAGCGAGCAACAGAAUACGACUAAAGCUGCUGCUUUGGGACCGAUAAUUGCGCUUUUUGGUAUGCAGCUGCCUUUCGACGCGACGGAGGAAGAGUUGAAGAAAGUAGGGGAAUCGUUGCGAAGAGAUUACGAAAGAACUGCAAAGACGCCGACGGUAAAGUCUUUAAUUUUGAAGGCGUGCGCGGCUUUGCACGCAAAUUUUGAUGUUGACUACAAGGAGGAAGAUGCUGCGCGAGACGCACAUCCAAGAUGGUUGAUUAAUAAGGCAUUGGGGAUAUUAGACGACCAAAUUGGAUCGGCUGAUUCUGACGACGACGACGACGUGGGAAAUGAAGAGGAAGUAAAAGGCGCAAGCGGGAAAGAAAAGAAAAAAAUCGACAUGGUAUUGAUCUCCGGCGCACUCGAAGCGAUUGCUUCUUCUUUACAAUCUGUCCCAGAUAAGAUUUCAACGAGUUCGCGAAAGGCCUUAUCUAAAAUUUUGCUCAAAGCGUUGGAACCUCCAUCUUAUGGUCAACGCAGCGAAGUUCCGAAAAGCGCGAUGAAAGUUGUCGAAUGCGUGGGCGCAAUUUUAAAGAAAGAGUUCAUCGAGUUUGCUCCUGAAAUUUUUGAGAAACUCUUAGAACUCAGAGUGUGCUCGAAUAAAGAUCUCACUAGAAACGCGAUGGUUUCUUUAGAUGCAUUUUUGAUAACCUUAAGAGAUGCGUUGAUGGACAAUACUUUAUUCGAGGAAAGCAAACGAAUCGAGACUAUGAAAAGCAUGAUGGGAAAGGUUAAAGAGCUUUUAGAAACAAAGUACGAUAAAAACUCAAACCCUCGAAAGAUUACUGUAGCGGUCCGUGCUCUAGGCAAACUAACGAAACCUGCAUUCUACAUGUCGAGCGAUGAGCUGGCGAUGGAUUUAGACGAGCUGAUGGAACAAUUAGCGAGAUUUACUUUAGAAGAAAAAUUCGCUGCGGGAGGUAACGCCUUUGAGAAGAGAUUUGAAUCCAUGGAAAGACAGGUUGCACUCUUGAUCGCAUACACGGACGUUCUUGAAUUGCAGCAAACUGUUGAUGAAGCUACGUUAGAUAUGGUUGCUUCUAUAUUACGUUGGAUAUUUGAACAUUAUUCAACCGAAGUUGAUACGAGAAAACGUGUCGUGCACGACGCCAUUGUCAAUUUAUUUCAGACGUUAUACGAGAGAGGCGGAGCGCUACGAAGUUUGUUUAGCAGGUGCGGACAGGCGUUAGUCCUUUUGACGUUGCGUGUUGGUCCACCCGAUCCUAUUGAUAGGUUGUUGGUGGACGCCCCCCCGAUACAGCUUUGGCCAAGGUACGUCGAUUUGUGGGUUCGCUUACUCGGGGGUGACGAAAAAUACGAAAGAUUCAAGCCGAAUAGAGCGUCAAAACGUCGCAUCUCAUCUUCUGGGUCUGAUACUAAGAGACGCUCGCAGAGUAUCGACUCGGCGGUGGCAACGGAGCAUUUAUCAGAAAAUUCCAUGAAUGUGCAUGGAAUGGAUAUCGAUGUAGUCAUAGAUCAGCAAACCCAAAUUGCCCAGGGUGCGGCAAGUGCUACGUACGACUGUUUCAUGGAGCAUAUACUUUUGAUAUGCAAUACUCUCGAACUUGGUGUUCGAGAGUCUACGGUGAUCAAGCCUGGUGCGAGCUUAGGAGACGAAACGCAGGAAAAAGAUGCGAAAAUUCCAGAAGAUUUAGUAGAUAAAAACAUAGAAGCAAACGCCUUGAUAGCGUUAAAUUUAGAAGGUAAUUUAGAGGCCAAAAAUCCAGGAGACGUGCAAACUUUUCUUGGCUUAGUCGAUUUCUUCCGUAAAGUCAUCGACGAAUCCCCUUCAAGGCAUAUGUGUGCGUGGAUUGGUCAGCUAGGAGAUGAGCUCAUGUUAUUGGCGACGAAAAAUACAGCUUUGAGUGGCUUUUACAAACUAAUUCAGAGCUCGUUACACGCCGCGGAGCGCUCGGGAUACUUUCGAUCCGCUCGUCUUGAUGAAAAUGUACAAAAGAUUACGAAAGAUUAUGAAACUCACCAAAAUGCAAGUAACGACGAAGAGCAAGCUGCGCGGCUUGACGUGGCGAGGAGCUUUCAAAACUUUUUGCACGAGGUGCUCGCAGAAAGUUCGGGGAAAACUGGUGAACUCAGAGCGGCAUCAUUGAGUUUACUAUUAGAAGCUCCCGAGGGUUUACUUUCCUUGAAAGACCUUGUACAACCAUUGUGCUCGAUGCUUGAACUUGGACUGCAACAUUCACCGAUGGCAGAAACUGGACUGAGGGUUCUGGAAACAUGGCUGACCAAUCGAAGGGAGGAAUUGCUGCCCGCGCUUCCAGAGUGCGUGCGUAGCUUGAGGCCAUAUUUGGAUCGCGGAGACGGUUUAUCUGAAGAUUCAGAAAUCGAUCGAAAUGAAGCUAUGGCUAUGUUCGAUAUUGAUGAGAACACACGAUCUGGUAGCAUCGCCGAGUGGCGCUUUGAGAAGCGAAUGGAGAAGCAGGCGUUAGAGCAAAGAAGUAAUUCUGAAGAAAAGAUAUUGCUAAUGAGAAUACUCAGAUUACUUGGUUCUUUAGGUAGUUAUUCUCACUUUUUAGUGAAUUCCCUAGAAGAAGACGAACGAAGCAGCACGGAUCAGAAUAGGGACUCGAGCAUUCUUUGGGAUUCUACAAUGCGGAUUUCUAUAGAUUUACCAUUAUAUGCCUCAGAAGCAACAUUGUGGUUGGAUAGUUGUUUGCCUCGGAUCGCGCAGUUGGCCAAAUUCUCUCGGGACCGGGCAACAAAAGUCGCAGCAUGUGAAGCAUUACAUGCUAUGACGUUACUUAUGGUAGGACGCAAUGCGCGAAGACCAGAUUCAACUGACGAUAAGAGUGGCAUAACACCGUUCCAUCUGGUGUACCGUUCGCUCUUUCCAGUCAUCUUAGAUUUAGCUGCAGAUUUCGAACCCGUUACAAGCACUCUUUUCCGCAAAUUAGCAUUCCAAUUAACCCGAUGGUUUACGAAGAACCAAGUUCGAGAAGCAGCUGAAACGAUGGCAUUACUUGAUGCCAUUACUCUUGGUGUUGCUGAUGCUCGCUUUGGCGUCAAGCGUGACUUAUGCGCAGCAUUAGCUGCCGAAGCGCUUAAGUGGAGCAUAAAACAGAUGACGGAUGUUCAAAACGCCGUAAAUGUGAAGAGUAUUUUGCGCCGAUUAUACUCACUAAUGUCGCAUCCAGAUUCAAAUCGACGUCUUGGGGCUUCCAGUGCUGCGUUACGUUGUCUGGAACUAUUCGAAACGCAAGAUGGAUCGGCUACGGAGAUUUUGAAAAAUCACAUCUUGGAGAUGCUGGAGGUCACACUUCGAUCGUUUCGUCUGGCUUCUUUUACGCAGUCAAAAGAUGCCGCGGAGGAUGCCACGGCGCGUUUAUCGCGAUUGGUAGUACGUGUUUGUAAGAGACACGCGCGUUUACUCAUGCAGCCUUCCAAGCCAGCAAGGUCGGGAUCUUUUCAAACACUCCGUGAUAUUGUCGUGUGGAUAUUUGAUGACGGAGUAGCGAGACCAGAGAGACGACUAAGACUAGAGUCGCAAUAUGCGUUUUGUGUUUUAUACCCGACGUGCGAAUUCGACAUUCCUGGGCAUAUAGAUGAUAAAGGACUUCCUUUCACAUCGGAUCUAUUUGAUGAAGUGAAAAAUGUAAACGUCUCGAAUACUAUAAUUGGGCCGAGCGAUCCAGCAAAGUGCGAUGCUGCUAUAAGCUGGCUUAAUGCCGCAAGAAGUGCGUUUCACUUCGCCAGAUGGAGCUUGGAAGUCAAUAUACUUCCAUCUGAGAUUUAUUCUCAGCCGAGACAUCUCGGCAUAUUCCAAAAUGCAUCGGAGUACCUGCUACAGUUCGAAGAAGACGCCGCUAUAAAUGUGGGGCCGAGCGCCCUUCGGAAGUGGCGCCGAUCAAAGGUGGACUUUCUCUUACAAGUUUUAUUGUUUGUGCAUACCUCGAUUACGAAACUCAGAUCUUCGAGUAGUGAAACGAAAGCUUCCCAAAAUCUAGCUCUGAAAGAAGUUGUCGAAACCAAUGGCUUUGUCAAGGUCCUCGUGAAAUCAUUCUUGUCGCUGGAGUCAUUUGAAACUGAACCGCAAGAAGAAGCACGCAUUUCAGCGACUUCGGCUGGAGUUUUGAAGGAGCUGAAUUUACUCGUCAAAGAAUAUGGAGACAGAUUGCCUCCGUAUUUGAAGGAGAUGAACACCAAAGUUCUAGAAGAUCUUAGGUUAGGAGUGAGCAAAGAUUCAACAGGUGAUCUUGGCUGCGUGAAUCUCUCAAGCACUUCAGGGUGUUCCAAAGCUGUGAGAUUGGUCACGGGCUACAGAAAGCUAUUCGAAAUUAAAUUGCUACGAGGUAUUUUACCGCAGGAAGAGAUGCAGAGCGGAGUUAUCGGUGAGAGAUUAGUAAUGGUUGUGUAUAAUCUAGGUAAAUCAGCCAAUCCAAGACAAAAAGCUGUAGGAACUGAAAUUUUGCGUUUAGCGUUUCAACUUGGUAUUGACGCUCAUCGAAUCAUGGAAAUUAUUUUAAGAAGAGACGAUGAAUUGGAGGACGGGUCAUUUUUCACAAGUGCACAACAAAAUGCUGGCAUGGCGUCCACCCAACGCAGAAAAAAGGAGAAGAUUGCUCGCCUCGAGCAAGAAAAGGGUGAAUUGUUUUACUUAUCCUUCCACAAAUUGAUUACGAAUUACGUCACAUUUGAUUUUGAGAAGUAUGCCACAUCAAUUCUAGAUCGAGCGGCGAACGACAUUUCCUCGCCGGGUGGAAGGAUUGCGACGCUUCUACUGAUAUCAGUGCUUACAGAUGCGGGAAUACACGCACGUUCAGUCUUGCUUGCGUUUACGAAACACAUACUUAUCCUCGAUCCACUUGUUAAAUCUGACUCAUCUCGAUCAAAUGAUAUCAUCGCGAGGUGCCAGCGCAGAGCGUUAGCUAUUAUUGAACGUGCGCUGAUUCUUGAUGCAUCAUUGAAGAAAAAUCGAGUGUUAUUCCACACCGAGGUUAACCAUGAGAAAGAGAAGAAGGAACAAGAAAAUGCGGCAUACUUUAUAGGAGACGCGUUGGCAACAUGUUUGCGACUAGAUUCGAGUUCCUCAGCACGGAUAGAAGCCACACGAAUUUCAAUGCAGAUUUUACUCCAGGAUGGAAUAGACAGGAACAACGUGUGUUCUGCUAUUGUCAUAGAAGCGUUGACAGAUCUUGUGAAACAUGUCAAGGCAGUAGAAUUGGAUCCAUGGGACUCCUCUGGCGUCGCCGAAGGAACGAAAGAUGCGAUCCUUCGGUCGUUUCGAGAAUCGUGUUCAAAAAGCCAUCUCAUGCGCGUUGUGCUUCCACUGAUUGAAGAUAAAUACAGUGAUCAGACGUUAAAGUUUAUGACAAAGGCGAUGAACUCGGUUGAAAACGCGUGGGAUGAAGCGCUUGCGGUAGAGUUGUUCAUCUUAGCGUUCGAGAAAGAUAGAGAAACGUACCAGAAAAGGGUGUGCGGUCGACUUUUGAGCGUGAUUUUAAUGAAUUCAAGUUCAUCCGCGGUCUGCACUUUCAUAUCCGAACGAGUGGAUGCGAUCGUGGAAGUCUUAGAGCGCAACAAUAGAGGCGAAUCGAACACAGAUGCUGAUGCUACGAACGUAUUGAAUGCAUUUAUAAUUAUGAAUGGACUUUACCAGCAGUGCUCGAAAGAGCAGAUUGCGAAUGUUCGCCCAAAAUUGCAAAAUACAGCGGAGAAGCAGAAAAAUCUUAAUCAAAUAGUUUCGACGCGUGCACUCGUCGAAAUUAAAGGGAAAGGCGCAUCUGGUAAGACUAUUUUUGAAGUAGAUAAGGAACUUUGUCUGCGUAUUCGGCAAGUUUGUUUUGAGACAUUCUCUGCGCUACUCAAUCGAACACAGACAAAAGAAAAAAUAGUGAAGUUUUUCAAUACUCUUCUACAAGGCGAUGCACAGCGGUUCAAUGGCUUGAUUGAUGGGAAUUCUCCAUGCUAUAUGGAACCGAUAUGGUCAAAAUACGAAACACCUGGAGUGUUGCAAGAUGCGAGCAAAGCGGAGGGAGAAAAUGCACUUCCGUUUACAAUGCUUUCUUCCACGCUAUUGAAUCUCGAUCCCACGUUGACAAUAAAAACUAAUGCGGAACCAACGGAGCUAGCUAAAAAUAAUGUGUCUCAUCCAAGAAUGGAUGCAUGUUAUCCGCAAGAAUCCGCGGAGUCCUUAUCACAUUCAAUCCGUGAUAAUUUGGAAGCAUUUUCUGUUUCCAAUGGCUUUUAUUUUUUACUAGAUAUCGCGAUGCAGGGUGCUCCAGAAGAUCUCUCUCUUUCUGGGAGCACUUUAAUUGGCCGCAUAGUAAUGUUGCUGAAGGACGUGCAAUUGUUACCUCAUAUCAGAUUUGCAAUAGCAAAAGCGGUGUUGAGAGCGCAGCGCGUUUCAAUUCAAGCGUUUAAUCCAGCGAAAAACGCAAAGAAUAACGAAUCAAAUACUGAGAUGUCUCUUUUUCGAACGAUAGCACCAGAUCUUUUAAGCGCUGUAGUUAUCGCACUGAUUGAUGUAUCAAAAUAUUGCAAUGAGUCCACUGAAGGAUCAAAAACCCACUUUCAGCGCGAAAAUAUCAUUCCAUCUCCUUGCCGGGAAAUAAUAGUGAUGGCAUUGGAGUGCACAGAAACGUGGACUGUUGACACAAGGUGUGCGCUUUCUAAUCUGCUUUGUUUCGUGAUUCGUAACUCACCGACUGGUUCCGUGGUCGAACUUCGUGAGAACGUCGCGCUCGGAACGCGUUUAGCGCGUAAACUACGAGACUAUAUAUUGUCAAACUUCGAUUCGAAUACGGUAUACAACACGUUCUACGACGCUUUGAAAGAAUUGCAGACAUUGGUGAAAACACCGAGUCAAGAGGAAACGGGUCGACUUCGACGAAUCGCGGGUGUUCAAAUGAUUGGCGCUUUUGUUGCAGAUGGUAUUCUGGAUAUUACCGGAAAGAAAACGGUCGUAAAAUUUAGUUCAGAAACGCAAAGUCAUGAAAAUGAUUGGAGAUCAGAUAUCACGCUGACAAGAGCGGUGGUUCAUCAUUGCCUGAUGAAACCAGAUGCAACUUCGGGUCGGAAAUGUCAUGAAGCAGCAGCAUCACUUGUUGGAUUCGCACUGGCAAAACGAGCAGAAAAACGGAUGGCUCUGGAAACGAGUGAGGAGGAGGAAGAAGCGUGGGUUCGUGACUUGUCCGCGCGUCUUCACACUUUAAAGCAACACAAACUCGAUCUUUUUUUGAUAGCUCUGGAUCGAAUAUCAAAGCAUUACCCUCCUUAUCCAUAUGAAACUGAUUUUGCAAGUAUAGUGCAAAGCUCUUUGGACAAAAUUUACGGCGAACCGCGUUAUGUCGCUUUGUGCGCUUUAUCUCACGAUAUAAUUAGUAGCGAAAAUAAUAUUGAAUGCGCCAAGCAACUGCUUCCGAGGAUGAAAUCAUUCUUAGAUAACAGAGACCCUCAAACUCAUGCUCUUUUGAUGGAAAUUCUCGCCCGGGGAGUGUUAUUUGCGUCAUCGGAGGCCACCAAUGCUUCGGAAGAUGCUUGCGAUGCGGAAUUACUGAAUAGCGAGUCAAAACGUCUUUGGCUUGUCGUAAUGAAUAAAAUUGACCGUGUUUUUCAAUCUUCGUCGCCAGUAGCAACAAGAGUACGAGCUGCACAGGCAAAGUUAUGCGCCGCUGUUUUGCAUGCAUUCCCCGAAUUUAGAAAAGAAGGCGUUGUUAUGGGACCCUUGUUUCGUGCAAUGGCUGAUCCAAAUGAAGGUGCAGGGCGGGCUGCUGCUAGAGAACAUUGGGAAAAGGUCAAUCACGUGUACACCUUGGGUGAGAGACUACUAGAUCUUAUGAAAACACCGCCAUCUGCGAGUGCGGAGGACUCGUGGAUAAAGGCAACUUGUGCGUUAGUACUUGCUAUUCCUGAAACGCAUCAAGACUACGAACAGACUGUCGCUGAAGACGAUUUGGCAGAUUGUGAACUCACCGAACUUAACAUAAAUACGGACUGGCAAGGCUCUAGCUUGCCAAUGACGCCGUUAUUUUCAACAAUGGGUACCCAAAUGACAUUAACUUCAUCAAGUGGUUUGCCUGGAUCUGGACGUCGAUUUGUUCCAGGAAAUGUGGUCGGAGUACCGCAUAAGCCUGCACCAGGGCUCAUUCGUGCGACACCGGCUGCUCUGGGAACGUUAGCAAUAGCCACUCAACAGGCGCAAGCGGCAACGCUGGUUUCCGACGUUACGAAAGUACGAAGCGGAGGUUCUAGGAUAAUGUUCUCAUCGUCUACUCUAGGAAUGGAAGAAUCUGGUGAUUUACCAGAGUGGUUGAUUGGUGAGCAAGCACAAAGUGGCACGCUGCAACGAGAUCCUCUUUUUGGGUCCACAUUGCCUCCCGUUCCGCAGACGCAAGUCACGCAUCAUCAAAAACAAACAACAAUAGACGGAUCUUCUAAAUGGCCGGCAAAAAGGACGAUUUCACAAGACUACUACAAGCGCAAGGACGAAACUGCAACAUCAUUGGAGGCUCGAAAAUAUCGUGCUCUUCAGAAGCACAGCAGAGAGCAAAGAAAACAUGCGGUGCACUUAGUCAGACGAUAUCGCGACGGGGAGCUCCCAGAUGUCAAAAUUUCACGCGCUGAAAUUCUUGCACCAUUAGUUUCGCUUGCGAAGCGCGAUCAUGCGAUUUCGGCAUUGCUAUUAUCAGCGUUGUGGAACGCGGCCCAAUCGGAAAAGUCUCGCUUGACGAUAAAAGAGACGAAUGAGCCUUGGAAAAAUGCAGUUCCAGGUGGAUCACAACGAGAACAGGCACGGAAUCUUUUGUACGCAUUCGCUAAAAGUAUCAAGGGUUCUAACGUAUUUCUCGCAUCAUGGGUGCUGAGAGCUUCUGCUGCUGAUAAAGAGUCGAGAGUAUCACCGAAAGAUUUACGACGCAUUGCAUUUGCAGGGGAUUGUUUAGCUGGUGGCAUCAUAGCUUUGGAAUCAACUUUGAUGGGCAAAAAAUCAACUGCAUUAACAGAAGAUUCUGCGGAUAACUCCACUAAUUUCACAUGGCGCGCUAUGGCUGCUUUGCAUCGCGCCACUGGUGAUGGAGAUGCUGCUUUAUUAUCUGUAGCUAAAGCAUUCGACGAUGAUGAACAGACGCAUUCUGCGCUCAAAGCGCAAUUAGCAGGAGAUGCAAAAAAAGCGGGUAAAAUCUACAAAAAAAUGAAGCAAAACAAUACCAAUACAGAAACUGUAGAAUGGCGCUUCUGGACGCGAGAACGUACUCGAUGCGCAGAACGGCUAGGUGAAUGGUCAUCUGCUUUCAACGAAUUCGAUGAAAAUGUGAAGAGAUGCGUUAAAGCUGGAGAGUGGCGCCAAACAUCGAAUUUGCUAACAGUUAGCGGCGAAGAACUUAGGGGUGUUUCUGGUGAAGCUUCCGGUGGAGAUAUGAGCGCAGCUGCCAUUAGAAUUGCCUUGAGAGAGCCGACACUAAAUAUGGGCGGGUUUUUGGACUUCCUAUAUAAAAGUGGUACGGAUAAGGCGGACGAAGACUACACAAGGCACGCCUUAUUACUACAAGAUUUAGGCGUUGAAUUUGCUGUCAGAGCUUUCGUAAAUGAACUCGAAGAUACUUCCAAAACUAUUAUUCGAGACGUUCGCGACAGAUUUGCUACGCGCUGGUCUUCAACGCACCCAAAAGCAGUUGCUGUUCGUCGUGCGCUCUUGCAGUCUCUACAACCGUGCGUUGAAAUUGAGGAAGUGUUGCACUGCGCAACGUUGUCGAGGAUCCCCAUCUCAAAAAAUGAGAUGGCUGAAUUUGAGAAAGGUUUAAAGAGCACGCUGUCAAAAUGGCAAAUGAGGUGGCCUUCUACAAGUUACGAUUCUGUUGAAGUAUGGGAGCGUGUAUCAUCGUUUCGAUCCAUCUGUUUGGAAGCUCUAUCGCACCUCGCGAAGCAGACAUCAAAGAAUUCGAUUAAACAGGCUAAUAUUGAUGCCUGCUGGCACGCAAGUCGAGGUUUGCGGAGAGUUGGAGAAACAAAAUUGUCUUUGAAGUUCUUGCAGAAAUAUGGCGAAGCGAUUAAAAAUUCGGACAAAGAGAAAGAAUGGAAGUAUGCAAAAGCUAAGCUCAAAGGGAAAUUAUCAGUUACGAACGAUGCGGAAGAUUUGGAAUCCAUUUUAUCCACGAUCCGAAACAGAGAAGACCUAGAAAAAUCGUUCGUGAUCGCGCCGCACAUGGCAGAUGUAAAAAACAUAGAAGGCUCAAUUUGCGAAAAACUUUGCAUGUUUACGAAAGACAAAAAUCGCGUAGAAAAUCUAGCCCACGAAACAAUAAGCUGUUACUCUGCGGCAGAAUCCUGCGCCGAAGCUGAGAACAACGUGAAGCUUUCAUCAAAAGCUUCCUUGAACCUUGCGCGUUUUUGUGACGAGCUUCUCAUUCGAUUCGAAGAUUCUAUGACGAUGGACUUCGAUACGCUGAGCGCUACUCUCGUAAAGCACGUGCUGAGGGCAAUGAAAACAAGAUCUAAAGCAUGCGAAAAAGCGCGACAUUUGUUACCCAGAGUUCUUGCACUUUUGCGCGCCACGACAGGGAAAAGUCCAAUACUUUUAGAAUUUGUUAGUGGCGUAAGAAACACAGCGGCUUGGUAUUUUCUCGACUGGAUUUCUGAACUUGUUGUUCUACUCUCAUCCGAAUCGUCAUACGAUGCGGUGUCUCCGCUCAUGACUCGACUCGUUGAUGCGUAUCCGGCUGCUAUGAGGCCCCAUUUUUCGCUCGGAAAGAACAACUUGACUCUUGCAGCUCUUAAAAUAGGCGAAGUCUUAUUGAAUUCACAGGCUGCACUUCAAUUCGAACGGGCCAUUACGCUUCUCGAUUUCCCGAUGGCUAGAUUGAAAUGGUGGUGGAAGGAAAUCGAACUCAUGGAGCACAAAGAAGGUUUGCCCCCAGACUCAAAGAAAUUGUCAAUGUUACUGAAUGAAAUGCUCGAGGAUGUAGCAAAUCCUGAUGAGGCGAACUUGGGUCCCAUUAAUGCGACAUUCGGAAAGCUCGCAAAACCAAUUCUCGUAGAAAUUACAAGAUCGAGAUCGAUCAACCCGAAUACGUCUGCCAUUUCAAAGUUGCUUCAAGAUGCAGUAUUUGAGAUCGAAAAAAGAUGGAAAAAGGGCGGAAACGAAGUAUUCGAGUCGGCGUCUACGCUCCCACUAGGAAGAUUUUCUCUAUUUUUCUCUUCUUUUGAGCAAAGAUCAUACGGUAACGUCAAAGAACAGUUUAUGGCGAAUCUUGAAAUACCAGGACAAUACGAUUCGCUCUCACAGGCUCCCGAUCCAACUUGGCAUGCGAAGAUCGUAAGUUUUGAAACAAACGCAACCAUAUUCACACAGUCGAAACAGAAACCAAAGAAAAUUACACUUCGUGGUUCGGAUGGCAGAGAAUACGCAUUUAUUGCGAAAGGUUCGGAAGAUUUGCGACAGGAUGAGCGGAUUCAAAGAUUGUAUCGCGCGAUGGAUUCGCUCUUGACACAAUCUCCAUCUGCUAGAGCAAAAGCGCUCAGGAUUCGAACUUUCCACGUCCUACCCCUGACGCGACGCAGUGGAUUGAUUGAGUUUGUCCAUGGCACGGAACCUGUUGGUCGGAUACUCUUGAAUUCAAGCGAUGAUGCGAAAAAGAAUAUAGGAAAUGUUUCCGCGCGACACGAAGCUUUUAUUAAAGCGAGAGGUAUGUUUGGUUUGAGCGGGAAAAAACGCAAAGAAAUUGACGGAGAUGCGCUUAUCCAGGAAGACAAAAUGGGUGUGAUGUGUGAUCUUACAAAAGUACCGCGACCGGCUCAUGACGACUAUCUCACCGCUAUGGCAAACGCCGAACUGAAUGCGAGCAAAAAAGUUCUUCGUGGAUUGGGUCAUCCAGGACAUUCUCCCGCUAAGGACGCCAUACGGCAGAAACUUCAAGUAUCGAGCGGAUGUCCGGAAGCCUUCCUGGCAGCUAGGAGAGUUUUUGCGGCAUCUCUUGCGGCAUCUUCAAUCUCCGGAUGGAUUGUUGGGUUAGGUGAUCGACACUGUGAAAAUAUUUUGCUCGAUGUUGCUCACGGGUCUCUCAUACAUGUUGACUUUGGUUACGCGUUUGGAACCGGAACAUCAACAUUGCCGAUACCUGAGAUUGUGCCAUUUAGAGCAACGCGCACAUUUCUUGGUGCUUUAGAACCUUUGGAUGCGAAGGAAUGGUUGGAGGCAGAUAUGGCAAGAGUUUUGACCGCUUUGCAAUCGGGUAAAAAUUUAUUGGAAGGCGCUAUGGACAUUUUUAUCCGGGACCCAAUUUUAGAUUGGACUCGGGAAACACAAAAAGGAGACGAUGUGGAAAAGCACGUCGAGAUGCGUGUCAUGCAUGCGCGCUCAAAGUUAUCUCUCGCUAAUCCAGCCUUCAUAUGCAUCGAGCAGUGCAAGCCAAAGCAUGGUCAAUCCGCGCACUGGGAAGGACUUCAAAGGCUUAUCAUUGGUGACGACGACGGUGUGAGAGCACAAGCUGGAGAGACGUGCAAAGACGUAGACGAACAAGUCGAGUGCCUCAUGGACAUGGCCACCGAUCCUCGCAUACUCGCGAACAGCUGGACAGGAUGGAAAUCUUGGCUGUGA